Messenger RNA from Prosopis cineraria, 1427 nucleotides. RefSeq lists its product as uncharacterized. The coding region runs from base 154 to 1116 and encodes 320 amino acids. Lineage: Eukaryota; Viridiplantae; Streptophyta; Magnoliopsida; Fabales; Fabaceae. The transcript has 8 exons. The record is from RefSeq and is a predicted model, not a curated record.
AUUUGACCAAAAAGGCGUAGAGAGGAGAGAAGUGGGUUGUUGGGUGAAACGACAUUAUUAUUUGAUGUCGUUUGAGGAUUUAAACGACAUCGCCUUAUGUGAAAAUAAAAUUCCAAGUACAUCUUGCUUCCAUUCUCGUCGUCGCUGUUAGAAAUGGAGGCAGCAGCAACGGCAACAAGUUGCUGCGUACAGCACCAUCCAACUACUCCUUCCAAUCUCUCACCAUUUUCCCGCCAAAUUAGUUUCCGGCAUGUCGGGUUUGCGCAAUCCAGAGGUUUAAGAUUGUACAGGAAUGGACUUCAACUACAGUCUACUUGUGGUGUAACUCUCGCUCUCUCUAGAAGUAACGAAGACUAUGUGUCGCCUUGGGAUGAUAAGCCAUUCGAAAUUCUUCCAAGUGGUAGGAAGGCUUACGUAGAUGAACGAGACGUGGUGUCGUUUCUUGAUCCUCCUAAGGAGUUGAUUCCUUUGGACCCAGCUUCUUAUAAUCCUGCUGCGUAUCUUUGGAAAAAAAUUGAAGACAUUCCUGAGGAAAGGCGUCAUCGACUGCUGCUUUUGUUAGAACCUAGACUUAUAUCAAAGGCUUGGCAAAUAGCUGGUACUCGAUAUGUGGAUUCCAAGUUAGCAAAGAAAAGUGCAUCUACUUUUAUUGCUGAUGAAAAUGGCGUGAUGCUUGAAUAUUUUAACUGCCGUGCAAGUGGAGGGCCAAUGCUAAUUUCCUGGAUCAAGUUCUUCAAAAAGGCUAUAUUUUCUUGCAAGGACGGGAAGGCCUAUGGACGACUCAUUGGUGGACCAGCUUUGGCUGCAUUUGCUGAUUCUUUUGCUCCUUUGUAUUUUACGGUGAGACAACUCAAUGAAGUGAUGUCAACUGAGCAGCCAUGUGAUUUAGCAUACGAAUUUGGAGAUGGACUGUAUGAUAUAAAAGAACUCCCACAGGGCUUUCCGAGACCAGUUAAGCAUCCUUAUCCUUUCAACGAUCAAGUUGUGAUAUAUGUCCGCCAUCUAGGACCAGGGGUUUCAGUAGGGCAAGCAUGGCAAGAGGGGAACAAGUUGGAACAAAUACCACGAAAAUUAUGUGGUGAGAUUUUAAUGGUGAAGAAUUAUGCUUCCUUAUGAGAAGAUCACCGCAAAAGUUGCUGAGCUUCCCCUUGGAGAAAAUUGAAACUUGAUUCUGUAUGCAAGCAUAAAUGAUUAAGUCCUGAAGUCACUAGAUAGUGGCAUGUCUGAUGUAAGAUUAUGAAAGAAUGAUGUUUCUUUCUAAGUAAAAUUUAGCGAGAAAACAUGACUCCAGGUGUGCUGUGUUAUCUACAGAUAAACUGAGUUGUAUAUAAGGUAGUUGAGGCUAGAGUAUUGCACAAGCAUUAUUUUGUUGAUUCCUCUGUACUAUUGUUUAUUCUGUAAAAUCAAUAGUUCCAAGUUGCGUGUCA